Molecule: messenger RNA, 1215 nt
Organism: Eutrema salsugineum
Lineage: Eukaryota; Viridiplantae; Streptophyta; Magnoliopsida; Brassicales; Brassicaceae
Exons: 7
Coding region: 66-998 (310 amino acids)
Molecular function (GO): oxidoreductase activity
Source: RefSeq, a predicted model, not a curated record
GAAGAGAUAAGAAAAAUCAAAGCAAAGCUGUGUUACUCAUAAACAGACUCAAAGGAUCUUCCUGCAUGGGUUCUCUUGACUUGCCUCACGCGUCAUCGUUAAAGGGAGGAACCGAAACAUUUCUUAGGAAUGUGUUUGAGAAUAUAUUGAAAACGUAUCUGAGAAAGAAUCCGACCGCAAAGACGAUAUGGGAACUAGUUCAGUCGGUGGACAACGAGAAGAUCUGUUACGACCACUUCACUUUCAGGACAUUUAAGGUAGAUGGUUAUGGAAUAGAAUCUUUGUCGAGUUUCUUCAUGGAUUACGGAUAUAAAAUUGGAGGCGGACUUGAUUUUCCAAAGAAGAAAUUACGAGUUCUAUGGUUUUCUCCUCCGGAUGUUCUCGUCCCUUAUGACGGUCAUGGUCUAGGCAACGGCCCUUUGCCACGGCUCGUUAUAGCUGAGGUUAUUGUGGACGAGCUAAGCCCUGAAUCACAGGUGAUUAUAAAGAAGUAUUUAAAACCAGAAGGUGGUAAACAAGCGGUUCUUUCAAGUACUUUGGGUUCUUUAAUUUGGGAGAAGCCUACAUGGACCGACUUCAAGCAACUUGCAAAAGAAAGCGAAUUUGCGGCAUGGGCACUUAUCCACGGCUACACAAUGAACCAUCUAGCGUUUUCAGUUCAUCGACUCAAACACCGUUUCAGCGACACCAGAUGCGUCAAAGAGUACCUUGAAGAGAGAGGAUUCGAACUCAACAGUGACGGAGGAACUCUCAAAGUGAGUGAAGAUGGUUUAUUGUUACAAGUUGCAUCGAUCUCGGAGAGACUUGCGGUUGAAUUUUCAGAUGGAGUAACUGAAACAAUCCCGGCUUCGUACAUUGAGUUCACUCAACGUCUGGUUCUCCCACAGUUUCGACAUUUGCCACAUGACCAGAUUAAAGAGUACCAUAGACGCGAUGGCUUUGAUUUCGACAACGCAGAAAACAUUCUGGAAAGUGCACGUUUCACCUCAGAUGUUUAGAAUCAUCAAUAUGGUCCAUUAAUCGUGUCUGAAAAAUAAUAAUAUAAACCAGUGAAUAAGCAUGGGUUUGUAAUGUAAGAAGUAUGUUCAAUUUGUGUUCUGUUAUGUCUGUGUGCGUGUGUGUCUUCUUUCCCAAGAAACGUGCCUCUAUGCAUCCCCUUAUGUAUGAACAUCCCAUUUCCUCCUUUUGUUGUUAAUUGUUAAGAAGUCUAAUUAC